GCCGCGGCGGCAGGCGCGGCCCCAGCACCGGCAGGAGCCGGGCGCCAUGGGGUGUUAGCGCAGCUGGUGCCCUCGCUCUGUCGCCGGAAGGAGCCGCCGUUCCCGCCGUGUGCCUCUCACUCCGUUCUAUUCCUUCGCCCGCCGCGCCCGUCGCCUCAAGCCCAUGAGCCUGAACGAGCACUCGAUGCAGGCGCUGUCCUGGCGGAAGCUCUACCUGAGCCGUGCCAAGCUGAAAGCCUCCAGCCGCACCUCCGCGCUGCUCUCCGGCUUCGCCAUGGUGGCUAUGGUAGAGGUUCAGCUAGAUGCAGAGCAUGACUACCCUCAAGGCCUCUUGAUUGCCUUCAGUGCCUGUACUACUGUCCUUGUUGCAGUUCACCUUUUUGCCCUGAUGAUAAGUACCUGCAUUCUUCCAAACAUAGAGGCUGUCAGCAAUGUGCAUAACCUCAACUCCGUGAAGGAAUCUCCUCAUGAGCGUAUGCAUCGACACAUUGAGCUUGCCUGGGCAUUUUCUACUGUCAUUGGGACUUUGCUCUUUCUUGCAGAGGUGGUGCUACUGUGUUGGGUGAAGUUUCUUCCUUUAAAGAAGAAAACAGAUAACCCACUCCAGAACAACAGUUCUACCAUCACAUCAGGACAGGCAGCAGCCAUUGCAUCAACAUCCAUUAUGGUUCCCUUCGGACUGAUUUUCAUUGUGUUCGCCGUCCACUUCUACAGGUCCCUGGUGAGCCAUAAAACAGACAGGCAAUUCCAGGAACUGAAUGAACUUGCUGAGUUUGCACGGCUCCAGGACCAGCUGGAUCACAGAGGUGAUACCAUCUCCUCAGCUGUCACCCAUUUUGCCUAAGCCUGUACCUAGAGAAAAUAAACCCACUGUUCUGCUUCUGCCUUGUUACCUUGACUACCCUGUGGAUGAACUUGUCGAGCAGUUGAUUACUGUUUAAAGAGAGGUUUUAAAUGUUGUUCUGACUCUUUAGGCGGGGGGGGAAAUGUUGCUCCUUUCAUAAGUUUGGCUAUCUGACAUCAGGAGUGGAUGGUGAGGUAUGCUGGCACUGUGCUGUAUCCCUCCUCUCUGAGCACUGCCUAGAUUGCUCCUUGUUCAUGCUGGGAGGGGGCUGUAUAAAUGCAGGGACAAUAACACUGUAAAAUAGGGUAUCUGCUAGAGAUGGAUAAAGGAGCUUUUUUUCCCCCCUCUAUUUAUUUGAUGUUGGCAUUUACUAGAAGAUACUGUUUGUCUGAUCCAUGUUGCAUGGCAUGAUACAAAUUACUUGGGAUGUGCAGCAAUUAGCACUUGGUUUCAGCGCUAGUGCUGCUCUCUAGAAAGGCUGACAGAUGGUUCAAGCGUAGGCUUCCCACCACUUCCCCGGGAUGGUUUGCUGCCAAGUAAUUAUUACUGCACUCAUUUCUCCAGCGCCUUUUCCCGUGGCAGUUACACAUUUUAUAACUCACUAAACACCCUUGACUAGUCUUACUGCAAUGUGGUGUGGCCACAUGAGUAGGAAUGAGACUCUGUUCUACUCUUCCUUGGAAGAAAACAAAAGCAAUAACUGGUUUGAAGUUCUCACGAGACGGCACGUAUUAUCUGGACAGAUAGAUUUGCCUGCUUUCCAUUUAGGAGUCUUUUCUUUAAAAGAAGGAACUAGAUGGAAAUUAUCACUGGAUGAUGUUUUUUUGCUUGAAAAUCAGAACCACUGCUGGCUUUCUCCAAGCCAAAGUAGUAAUCCUUUUAUACUUUUGUAUUAAAAAUGACUUUUUAAUAAUGCCAGCAGCAAAAGGUGCUUUCACUAUGUUGGAUUCCCAAGUAAUUCACUCUGCCGUGGUCUUCCCUGUUUAGACAAAGUCUUCUCCUUGCUGAAGUGUUGUGUUUAAUGACUUAAGACAUUUUUUUUUGCUCCCAAAGGAUCUGGAAGACUUAUUUUUCUCUGUGUAUUUAUUUAUGGAAGUAGGUUAUUUGUAAUUGAUAUUGCUGCUUACUUUCCAAGUCUUGUUUCUGACAGCGAGGCUACUGUGCUGGGUUAUUUCCUCUUUAAGCAAAAUCUUCCAUGUGGUCUUUCAGAUCAGGGGCUUGUCCAAGAAUGAUUGUAGCAGUUGUCCUGGGCUACUUCAGUAAUUAGCUGUGUCUAGAAGUGGAAUUGUUUGGUAUGUGGUUCUCUGGAGCUGCUUUGCGCUUUAAUGGGUACAAGCUGGUUUCUGAACACAAAUCAAGAGAGGUUCCAGGUUUAAUGGAACAAAACUUGACCUCUCUAUUGUCUCUGUGGGAUAGAAACCUGGGAUUCUGAAUUGAGACAGAUGUGAACAAUACCAAGGAGCUGUACCUGGCUGAGCCUGGACAGAGUGUGGUCUCACACCCAGCCUCCAUCUCAGGUUGUCCCAACAGGUGCUGGAGCCCUGGAGCAGGCUGCCCAGAGAGCUUGUGGAGUCUCCUUCUCUGGAGAAAUUCCAAACCUGCCUGGACAUUGUGAUCCUGAGCAACUUGCUCUGGGUGUAACCCUACUUUGGCAGGAGGGUUGGACUAGAUGAUUUCCAGAGGUCCUUUCUAACUCUCACCAGUCUGGGACUUGGUGACAUAUCUACAAACUGCAGGAUGUGUCUGUAUUUAGAGUAAGGGUGGCAGAGUGUGUUUACUACUGAAGCAGCCUCCUGAAGCCAAGGGGACUGAUUUCUCAUGUCAGCACCAGCGCAGUGGAAAGUGUUGACAAGGUUACCCGUGGUGUUUGUCUUCCAAAACAUAACUGUAAAGCAAAAACCUGCUGGGCUCUUGCUUUUAGCUUCUUUUUUCUAUCGGUGUUCUCAGUUCACAGGCAGAAAGCAGCUUUCCACUUGCUGUUUUCACAAGUCCUAGCCUACAGAGGCCAAACUGGAUUUUCUUUUGCUCUGCCAUUAUGUUGUGCUUUAAAUAUAGUCUGUUGCUGAUGUAAAUCUGCUGAUGGUGAGAGUUGUGACUCUGGUCCCACAGGUGUUUGUUCAUGGAACACUGGAAGGAGUGUGUUAGUAAAGGCAUUAAUGAAGCAGCAUUCCAAAACACAAAACUGUGGUAGUAGGCACAAUAUGUAUUUUUUCCCAUCCUUUACUGCAAUAUGAGUCCUGGCUUGGAAAAAAAGACUUUAAAAACCCCAGUAAAGGAUGAAAACCUGACUCAAAUGUUCACACUAGAGCAAAUGGUUGAAAGGGUGCUGUGAUGUUUCUGUCCAUAUAUUGUGUAGUUAAAAGUUAGUGUUCAUUUGAAUGGCAGUUCAGAAAAUACCUUUUUUUCCAUGUUUAUUUUGUAAAAUGACUUGCUGGCCUGGAUCAGUAGCUGACUGUCUCUUUUGUGGAUCUUUCCAAGUGACAGAGAAGUGUGGGAGGUGUGUUUUUGUUUUGUUUCAGAAGUACAGAAUUAGAAGCUAGUGGGACAAUCUUAUUUUAACUUUCUCAAGCUGGUAGGUUCUGCGCUAAUGGCACUGUUACUACAGCUGCUUUCUGGCUAUUUUCUGCACUUUAAGCCAUGAUAUUGAGUGUAUUUCUCUUGUUUUCCACCUGUGGAAAAAUGCUCAUGAAAGUUACACCCUGGGCACAGUCUGUGUGCUGGGGCAGUAACCAGACAAUCAAAACAUGAAGAGUGCACUUAGGACUAUUAUUUUUUUUUAUCCCUUAUUUAUACUAAUGGUAUUCUGCAUUUACCUCAAGCAUUUUAAACAUUGGUUACUGUAUAUUACUUAUUUAGUUAUAAAAUACUUCCAUGAAAUAAAAUGUACUCCAUUGUUGCUGAUUA
Messenger RNA from Dryobates pubescens (Downy woodpecker), 3748 nucleotides. RefSeq names its product ORAI calcium release-activated calcium modulator 1 (gene ORAI1). Gene Ontology annotation, molecular function: store-operated calcium channel activity. Gene Ontology annotation, biological process: store-operated calcium entry. NCBI's taxonomy places the organism in Eukaryota, Metazoa, Chordata, Aves, Piciformes, Picidae. The record is from RefSeq and is a predicted model, not a curated record. The coding region runs from base 164 to 844 and encodes 226 amino acids. The transcript has 2 exons. Gene Ontology annotation, cellular component: membrane.